AUGAUUCAAAUUCUGCAUUUCAACCUUCGUCAGUUCGACACGGAUGAAUUGGUUGCAGAGGUUGAGAAGCGCAACCGACUCAAACUUCUUUUGCCUUGGCUUGAAUCCCGCAUUCAUGAGGGCUGUGUGGAGCCAGCUACGCACAAUGCAUUGGCCAAGAUCUACAUUGAUUCCAACAACAACCCUGAAAGAUUUCUUCGGGAAAAUCAAUUCUAUGACAGCCGCGUUGUUGGCAAGUAUUGUGAGAAGCGAGACCCGCACUUGGCUUGCGUUGCAUAUGAACGGGGACAAUGUGAUCAGGAGCUUAUUCGCGUCUGUAAUGAAAAUUCGCUCUUCAAAACUGAGGCUCGAUAUCUCGUGCGUCGGAAAGAGCCGGAACUUUGGGUUGAAGCUCUUAAUGAUGAAAAUGCU
Protopolystoma xenopodis is the source of this 411-nucleotide messenger RNA. The record is from the annotation of a GenBank genome assembly. Lineage: Eukaryota; Metazoa; Platyhelminthes; Monogenea; Polystomatidea; Polystomatidae.